Pochonia chlamydosporia 170 is the source of this 2133-nucleotide messenger RNA. RefSeq lists its product as hypothetical. The transcript has 2 exons. The record is from RefSeq and is a predicted model, not a curated record. Lineage: Eukaryota; Fungi; Ascomycota; Sordariomycetes; Hypocreales; Clavicipitaceae. The coding region runs from base 1 to 2133 and encodes 710 amino acids.
AUGGCGACUAUCCAACCCCGAACGCGGUCCCGCGUAAACAGCACGAGACCGACAACCACCAAACCACGCCCUCCCACGAGUGCUACAAACUCUACACAUGGGAGCGCUACGAUCUCUCCGGCUCUGUCCUCACUGUUCACCAAUUUGAGACUGUUGGACCUGGACACCUCACCAGGCUGGCCUGAUGUAACAGUCGACACAUUUGCUGCAACGGGGGUGCAGGGGCAAAAGAGGAGGGUACGCUGCGUUGAGUGGAUUUUGGUCAAGCUAUUUGAGCUUUGGAAUGAGGAAGAGGCUGCUGUAAAACUCAAACCCUUCUUCCCCGCGGCUGACCAAAUACAAUCUGUCAACCUCCGCUCAGCACUUCUUCGUCUUCUAGAAACCGCCAAAAAGAAUGGCAUCCUCGGUCGAGACUCGGUCAUUCGAAAAACUAUGCUCGACGACUGUAAGGGCGAACGCCUCGAAGAGGUUCUAGCCUACUUUUCCACAGCUGUACUAAAGAAGGUCCUCGAAGAAGAUAUACGGGCGUCUGGCGACUAUCCACCUGUUGCAAUGGGUCUAGCUUUUGAAAAUAAAGGAUACACAGGCGACAAUACCGAACUAAAUGCCCUGGUGUUAGCAUACAAAUCGUCGUUGUGUCGGUUCUUGGAGCACAAAGAGAAUAUCAGAGCCACGUAUCGUGACUUUGGAGACUUGCUGAGCGUCAAGGAAAGAGGUGUGGCGCGAAGGUUGGAAGCCAUUCGGGCAAAAGAAGCUGACUGCAAUCGGGAUACAUUGUCCAAUAAUGCAAGGGAGGAGAUGAGGCGCCUAGUUCGCAAUAACUGGUCCGGAAAUGAGAACUGGAUGCAGGUUCUCGUACAGGGGGAUUUUGCUGAUAAGAGAACGGGGUUGCUGGCCAUGCCAUUUGACAGAGUGUGGCGACGCGUUCAGCAGGGCCGCUUGGCUGAGGUUGAGGAAAACUCUGGUGGGUUGUUGGAACAGCUGGAUAGCAGAGUGCGGGUACAAAAGGAAAGGCUGGCGAGAUGGGAUGUAUUUCGAAAAAGGACAUUUGGCCAGCUGACCCAAGCACCGUUGUCACCGUCGAAACAGAGGGCUCUUGAGAAGAAACCAAGCAGAGGGAUUGACUUUAACUUUGCCGCUCACGUCGACCUGCAAGUUGGAAAGAGUAUCAGCCUGGGUAUGGGUAUUGGCAAGACAUCAAAACUCAACAAAGAACAUGAAGAUUUGCUCGAGGGGCUGAGGGAAGAUCUAUCUCGUAUAAGAAGCACAGACUCGUUGGUGCUGGGCAAUAUACAGAAAGGAAAUUUCAGGCGACGAUAUGGCGGUUCGUUUGGACAGUCUACGGAUGGUGCUGAGACAAUUUCUGAGAUUAGCGAACUCGAAGACGAACCUUAUGAGCCCAUCCCAGCGACUAUUCCCAUCCGAACAAACCGCACAAAGCUGCAAAGCCUACGACGGCACCCGGUCAAGCCACAAAUGAGGCACUCCGAAGUCUUCAACCAGUCCACCUCAACAACAGGAUCCCUCUCCCCACCGCCUCAAGCUCCCAUCCGCCAACAAGAAAUUUACCGUCCCCCUGUCGAAGAUUUUGAAGACAUCGAACCCCCACCCUCACCUACACAAAACAUGGCAGAUGAAAUCCUCGAGUCCAUGGAGCACGCAUCACCGUCGCCCAGCAAACACAAGCAACGACCGACUCUCUCCCUCGCCCAGCGUACGCGUCUCUCCAUGGCAGGCAAUCACUCUCCUUUUCUGGAUGAAGAGCCCGAACUGCCGCUUAGACCGGCCACCACUAACAAGCAUGGUCCCACGCCGCCGUCUGAAUCUGAGUCUUCCAAACCGGCAGACAAUGAGGCAAUGGAUCUGGUCAGUCGGACACGUCUAAGCAUGGCCGGCUUUGAAAAGGCUCAGAAGAAGGCUCAAGUCGAGCGGAGGAAGAGCUUACGCAAGUCAAAGGUAUUGCCAAGAAAGGAGGGGAGUUAUUUUCCAAAGGUGCAAGAGGAGGAGGAGAAGGGACAUGCGGAAUUGACCGAGGAGUUGAUUAUGGAGGAGGAUAUGGAGGCGGUGUUUAAGUCGAGGCCGAAGGUUAAGGCUAGUCCUGUGGGAAGUCCCACCCGGGAAUGGGAUGAAUGA